Molecule: messenger RNA, 1494 nt
Organism: Brassica napus (rape)
Lineage: Eukaryota; Viridiplantae; Streptophyta; Magnoliopsida; Brassicales; Brassicaceae
Exons: 1
Coding region: 1-1494 (497 amino acids)
Molecular function (GO): zinc ion binding
Source: RefSeq, a predicted model, not a curated record
AUGCGAUACAACACACAGGAAAGCCAACCACAGACAAGCAUCUGCAAAGUUGUUGGGUUCUUUGAUUUCCAGCAAUUAUGGAGAAAAAAGGAAGGUCUCAAACCGAAACAGAUCAUUGAACAGGUCAGGAUGCUGCAUGGUGUUCACAUCAAUUACAAACAAGCUUGGAGAGUGAGAGAAGAAGCUCAGAUUUUGGUUAGAGGGACUCCUGAAGACAGCUAUUACAAUUUGUCUAGGUGGUUGUAUAAAAUCACAGAAACAAACCCUGGUUCCUUGACUUAUCAACAUGUUGAUGCUGCAGGAAAGUUCAAGUAUGCAUUUGUGGCUUUUGGUCCAUCGAUAAGGGGAUUCUCAUUGAUGAGGAGAGUUAUUGCAGUAGAUGGUACAUUUCUGAAGGGAAAAUUCAAUGGGACUUUAUUGGCAGCUUGUGCUCAAGAUGGGAAUUAUCAUCUAUAUCCUCUCGCCUUUGCAGUGGUUGACGCAGAAAACGGCGCCUCUUGGAAAUGGUUCUUUAGAGGUUUGAGCCAGAAGAUCCCGGACGCUUCGGAUCUUGUUUUUGUAUCAGACAGGGCUAACUCCAUUUCUUCAGCGUUGGAGGAUGUAUAUCCCUUAUCUCACCAUGGAAUUUGCAGGAUCCAUCUGCUCCGCAACAUCACUCCUACAUAUGCGAAGACUGGGUUGCUACCUCUGGUGGAAAGCGCUGCUGAUGCCUAUACGUGUCACGAGUUCUGGUUAAUCUUCAAGGACAUAAAGGAUAAAUGUCCUGAAUUGGCUAAGUAUCUGGAAGAGUCUGAUUUUAGGAAGUGGGCACGAAGCUAUGCGCCUGCGAACAGGUAUAAUAUCAUGACUACCAACAUUGCAGAGUCUCUCAAUUCUAUGUUGAAGAUGCCUCGUGAGUUGCCCAUUAUCUCUCUCCUUGAAACUAUCAGAUUGACGAUGACCACUUGGUUUUUUGAGCGACGCGAAGCGGCUGCGAAACAUAAGCACCUGGUUACUCCAAAAGUUGUGCAGAAAUUGGUAUCUAGGUUAGGGGCCGCAAUGUUGUUGAAUGUGUAUCAAGUUGAUCGAAGCGAGUUUGAGGUGAAGGAUGAAACAAUGAAGUUUGUUGUUGACUUGGAGAAGCGGCAUUGCACAUGUAAUGUUUUCGACAUUGACAAGAUCCCCUGCAUCCAUGCCAUCGCUGCUGCUAAGCAUAUCAAGAGAGAUGAAAACCGUUUUGUUGAUGCUUCUCACUUGACAGAAACGUGGGCUAAAGCUUAUGCUGAAAGCAUACAUCCUGGUGGAGAGUUGUCAACGUCCACCUAUCCAGAGAAUAUUGAUGAACUGUCUUGCCCACCUCCAGCUACCAAAAAGAAAAGUGGACGCCCUCCUACAAAGAGAAAGAGAUCCGUUGGCGAGUUUGGGGUUCCUGGAUCUAAAUCUCAGUCCCACAAGUGCAGCAGAUGUGGCACAGGAGGGCACAACAAGAUCACAUGCCAGAGGCCUAUAGGAUGA